Molecule: messenger RNA, 1230 nt
Organism: Erinaceus europaeus (western European hedgehog)
Lineage: Eukaryota; Metazoa; Chordata; Mammalia; Eulipotyphla; Erinaceidae
Product: aldo-keto reductase family 1 member B10-like
Exons: 10
Coding region: 19-978 (319 amino acids)
Cellular component (GO): cytosol; mitochondrion
Molecular function (GO): aldose reductase (NADPH) activity
Source: RefSeq, a predicted model, not a curated record
CACCCUUCUGCAGUUGCCAUGGACACCUUCCUGGAACUCAGCAACAAAACCAAGAUGCCUGUUGUGGGCUUGGGCACCUGGAAGUCCUCCCCAGGCAAAGUCAAAGAGGCCGUGAAGGUGGCCAUUGAUACAGGAUAUCGUCACAUUGACUGUGCCUAUUUUUAUCAGAAUGAGAAUGAGGUGGGGGAAGCCAUCCAAGAGAAGAUUCAAGAGAAGGUUGUGAAGAGGGAGGACCUCUUCAUUGUCAGCAAGUUAUGGCUCACCUUCUUUGAGAAAGCCCGUGUGAAGAAAGCUUGUCAGAAGACCCUCAGUGACCUGAAACUAGACUACCUGGACAUCUAUCUUAUUCACUUUCCACAGGGAUUACAAUUUAUACCAGGUGAAAAGGACAUGUUCCCCAAAGAUGCUAACGGCAAAGUCCUUGGUGGUAAUACAACAUUUUUGGAAGCUUGGGAGGGCAUGGAAGAGCUGGUGGAUGAGGGGCUUGUCAAGGGCAUUGGAAUUUCUAACUUCAACCACUUACAAAUUGAAAGGCUCUUGAACAAACCUGGACUGAAACAUAAACCACUAACUAACCAGGUUGAGUCUCAUCCAUACCUCACACAGGAUAAAUUGAUCCACUACUGCCGCUCCAAUGGCAUCGUUAUCACAGCUUACAGCCCUCUGGGAUCUCCAGAUAGACCUUGGGCAAAACUAGAUGACCCUUCUCUGAUGGAAGAUACCAAGAUUAAGGCAAUUGCUACAAAGCAUAAAAAAUCCACAGCCCAGAUUCUGCUCCGAUUCCAAAUCCAGAGGAAUGUGGCUGUGAUCCCCAAGUCGGUGACACCAGCACGGAUCAUUGAGAACUUUAAUGUCUUUGACUUUAAGCUGAAUGAUGAGGAGAUGGCUACCAUUUCCAGUUUCAACAGAAACUGGAGGGCCUGUAGCAUAAAAAACUUGUCUCAUCUGCCUGAAUAUCCCUUCCAUGAAGAAUAUUGAAGCUCCAACUCUGGUCUGGUUAUGAAAAGCCUUCAGAUGCCCUUGCUUUGAUGCACAGUCCUACCAGGAACUAACUUUAGUCAAACAUAUCUAAACCAUAGAUUCGUAGGCAAUGUUUGCUUUAAAUUAGAGUGUUCACCUGGAAGCUGAUUAUCAUAGGGAGUAGGAACUGAAUAAGCAGCUUAUUUUUUUUUACUUUUUAUAUAAUCAUGUGCAGUUCUGCUAAUGCUGACGGUACCGAUAUAAAAAAGA